Scophthalmus maximus (turbot) is the source of this 7612-nucleotide messenger RNA. RefSeq names its product IQ motif and Sec7 domain ArfGEF 2b (gene iqsec2b). Lineage: Eukaryota; Metazoa; Chordata; Actinopteri; Pleuronectiformes; Scophthalmidae. The transcript is spliced from 15 exons. Gene Ontology annotation, biological process: regulation of ARF protein signal transduction; actin cytoskeleton organization. The record is from RefSeq and is a predicted model, not a curated record. Bases 898 to 5424 code for a protein of 1508 amino acids. Gene Ontology annotation, molecular function: guanyl-nucleotide exchange factor activity; protein binding.
AGCAGGCGCACACGGCGCUGCGCUUCAGACGCGCGACGGACACGCGCCUGCGACAAGUGCGAAGAAAAGAACUCGACGCGUCCGAAGCCACAGAACAGAACCGGCUCCAGGUGAGACAGGUGAGACAGGAGAGACAGGUGAGACCGGUGAGACAGGAGAGACCGGUGAGACAGGAGAGACCGGUGAGACAGGAGAGACCGGUGAGACAGGAGAGACCGGUGAGACCGAGGCGGGUUUCAUCUCCGGGAUCAGAGACUCUGGGAACGGACCGGACAGAGGAACCGGGAUGUAGUUCUGGAGGUUCUGGAGGUUCCGGAGGUUCUGGAGGAUCUGGAGGUUCCGGAGGUUCUGGAGGUUCCGGAGGUUCUGGAGGUUCUGGAGGAUCCGGAGGUUCUGGAGGAUCCGGACCCGCAGGACCAACUCUCUGCGCCGGGACGACGCAGCAGUGAUGGAUUGAGACCGCGGAGACUCGUCGCGGGAGGAGCAGACGAUUCUCUGUUGAGAUGAUUGACAGAACCUGAAGACUCAUUAGUGCUUUCCGUUUUCUAUUCGUCGUGAUGAAGGACAGAACUGUUGAGCGGCUCCGUGCCGAUUGGACGUGGUCUCAUGACAUCAUGGUGACGUCAGGAAACCAGCAGCUGAGCUUGUUGUUGAACUUUGACCUCUGACCAAUUCCCUCCUCACACCUGACGACAUGUAGUCACGGCGACGCUCUCGACCUUCUGACCUCUGUGACUUCCUGUUUGUGAACGUGUGAAGCUCAGAGUUCGUUUUCAGCAGAGCCUCCGUCGGCCCCUCCCUCCCCCCCACUCACCAGGGCUGGUGGGGGGGGUGGAUCUCGGCCCCCGUGGGGUCGACGCGGUGGUGGCCACGCCCCCAGAGGCCGGGCCCCCCACCAUGGAGACCAGCCCGGAGAGCCCCAACCGGGCCGUGGAGUAUCUCCUGGAGCUCAACAACAUCAUCGAGAGCCAGGCCAAGCUCCUGGAGACCCAGCGGCGGCGCAUCGAGGAGCUGGAGGGGCAGCUGGACCGGGUCAGCCAGGAGAACCAGGGCCUGAGGACGCCUGGGUCGGACACGCCGGAGCAGAACCACAACCACAGCCAGCCUCUGUCUCUCCCCAUCCACCAGGCCGGCGGCGGGACCGGCGGCGCCCCGACAGCUCAGGCCACAACUGGGUCGACCACAGCCACCGGGCCCAGCAGGGAGCGGAGGAGCCACACCAGGCUGACCCGAGGUCAGUCCUGUGGCUCGUCCGCCACCGAGCGACUGGAGCGCACCGACAGCACCGACACCAACGCCAGCUCCACCCUGCGCAGGAAUGUGGAAGGGGAGUCCCAGUGUCCAGAGACGGGCACCCACAAAGACAUCUCCUUCAGCCAGACGUCUUACCUGCGUGGCUCUGAACGCUACGGUGACAGCAGCGGCGGCGGCGGCGGCGGCGGCGUUGGCGGUGGCGGCGCGCCCUCCGGUACCAGGGGCCCCUCAUGCGUGGCGGCCUCCAGCUCAGCCAGCCUGGCCUGGGCCCUACGGACCCGCCACCAACCGGCUAGUCUGGCCCUUCGCAAGCAAGAGGAAGAAGAGAACAAGAGAUGCAAGGCCCUUUCAGACAGCUAUGAACUCUCCACGGAUCUGCAGGACAAGAAGGUGGAGAUGCUGGAGAGAAAGUACGGCGGCUCGUUCGUGAGUCGCAGAGCAGCGAGGACCAUCCAGACGGCCUUCAGACAGUAUCGCAUGAACAAGAACUUCGAGCGCCUCCGGAGCUCCGCCUCGGAGAGCCGCAUGACGCGACGCAUCAUCCUGUCCAACAUGCGACUGCAGUAUUCCUUCGACGAGCGACAGCCUCCGCAGCCGGCGCAGACGCAGACCAACUUCACCCACAAUGUGGCCAUCGGGCCUCCUCACUCCCCCGACCCGGACCGGCCGGGGGGCUACACCCACCUGGAGGACUCCUUCUCCAAACAGGUCAAAUCCUUGGCCGACUCGAUCGACGACGCCCUCACCUGCCGCGCGGGUCGCGACGACUCCCAGGAGGGCAGCAGGGAGGGCGGAGGUAUAAGCGAAGACUUUGGCGAGUGUGUGUGGAGCAGUAGCAGCAACCCGUCCUCCCAGAGAGGCCUGGGGGAAAGAGCCCGGGGAGCCGGGGGGGGACUCAGCAUGCACGGCGACAGUACGGCCACCUCGUACAGCGACGUCACGCUGUACAUGGACGAUGGAAUGCCGUCGUCACCCCUGUCCCUCGACCGGGCCCCCAGCAGCACAGACACAGAGUACUGGGGCCCCGGCGGUGGUGUGGGAGGCCGGGAGGACAGCAGGGACACCGAGGGAGGGGGCAGCAGCAACAGUCGGCGCAGCACCCCGUGCACAGAGUGCAGGGACUAUCGUCUGAGGGGCGCACAUCUGCCCCUCCUCACCAUCGAGCCGCCCAGCGACAGCUCCGUGGACAUGAGCGACCGUUCGGACCGCGGCUCGCUGAGCAGACAGCUGGUCUAUGAGCAGGAGCCUGGGGGGGGGGCUGGCUCCCCUCAGGGGACCCUCAAACACUCCCCCAACACAGGCCCCCGCCAGACCUCCACUGCAGCCGCCCAGGGUCAGACCCGGGCCCCCAGCAGACCCUUACCCACGCAUAUCCCCCACCAGGUGGCGGCUCACCACCACCAUCACCACCAUCCCAUCCACCACCAUCAGUACCCCGACACGCCGUCCUCCUCCUCCUCCCCGCAGCAGCCCCCCACCACCCCGCUGUCCUCGUCGUCCUCCACGGCGCUGCCCCCCGGUGGUCUGGAGCAGCCGUGCUGCUCAGACGGAGACAACGACUCGCUCAACUCCACCACCAACUCCAACGAGACGGUGAACUGCAGCUCGGGCUCGUCGUCGCAGGACAGCCUGCGGGACCCUCUGCCGCCUCUGGGCAAGCAGACGUACCAGAGGGAGAGCCGCCACAGCUGGGACUCUCCGCCCUUCAACAGCGACGUGGUGCAGAGGCGGCAGUACCGCAUCGGCCUCAACCUCUUCAACAAGAAGCCAGAGAAAGGGAUCCAGUACCUGAUCGAAAGAGGGUUUGUGUCCGACACUCCGGUCGGGAUCGCUCGCUUCAUCCUGGAGAGGAAGGGCCUGAGCAGGCAGAUGAUCGGAGAGUUCCUGGGAAACCGGCAGAAACAAUUCAACAAAGAUGUUUUAGACUGUGUGGUGGAUGAGAUGGACUUCUCAGGUAUGGACCUGGACGACGCUCUGAGGAAAUUCCAGGCUCAGAUUAAAGUUCAGGGAGAAGCCCAGAAAGUGGAGCGGCUCAUCGAGGCGUUCAGUCAGAGGUACUGUGUGUGUAAUCCCACCCUGGUUCGGCAGUUCCAGAACCCGGACACCAUCUUCAUCUUGGCCUUCGCCAUAAUCCUCCUCAACACAGACAUGUACAGUCCCAACGUCAAAGCCGAGAGGAAGAUGAAACUAGAGGACUUCAUCAAGAAUUUGAGAGGCGUUGACAACGGUCAGGAUAUUCCCCGCGACCUGCUCGUCGGGAUCUACCAGCGGAUACAGAAGUGGGAGCUGCGGACCAACGACGACCACGUGUCCCAAGUGCAGGCGGUGGAGAGAGUCAUUGUGGGCAAGAAGCCUGUUCUGUCCCUGCCCCAUCGCAGGCUGGUGUGCUGCUGCCAGCUCUACGAGGUGCCCGACCCCAACCGCCCUCAGAGGACGGGGGUGCACCAGCGAGAGGUCUUCCUCUUCAACGACCUCCUGGUGGUGACCAAAAUCUUCCAGAAGAAGAAAACCUCAGUGACUUACAGUUUCAGACAAUCGUUCCCUUUGGUUGAGAUGCAAGUGCACAUGUUCCAGAACUCAUACUACCCUCACGGAAUCCGCCUGACCUCAGCGGUCCUGGGCGCGGAGAGGAAAGUUCUUAUCGUCUUUAUGGCUCCGAGUCAGCAGGACCGCACCCGCUUCGUGAGCGACCUCAGGGAGAGCGUUGCAGAAGUGCAGGAGAUGGAGAAAUACAGAGUUGAAUCUGAGUUGGAGAAACAGAAAGGCGUGAUGCGGCCCAGUUUGCUGACGGGAAGUCUGGUCGGAGGAGGCGUGAAGAGCGACGUUGUGAACGGCACCCUGGGCAGGACGAGUUUCGACGACAACUGCUCGGUGGGCGAGGGUCUGAAGCGCACGGCGCUCAGCUCAUCUCUCAGGGACCUAUCGGACGCAGGGAAACGUGGUCGCAGGAACAGUGUUGGUUCUCUGGACAGUACCAUGGAAGGCUCCAUCAUUAGCAGCCCACAGCCUCACCAGCGCUACACGGUGCCGGGCGUGGUUCCUGGCUGCUAUGGAACAGAAGACUUCCGGCCUCAUCGCCCCAUCCUGAGCCCCGGGACGGGGGUGGGGGGUGGGCCGGGGCAGCAACAUACCACUGCUGGGACAGGAGUUGGGGGAGUCUCCAGCAGUGUCGAGAGAGCAGGAGCGGCGAGCGCCCCUGGGGGGAGCAGCAACAGCAACAGCAACAGCGGCUCCUUCCUGGGCUCACUAUUCGGCAGCAAACGCGCCAAACCACCAGGGCCCCUCAUUCCACCGGGGCCACCUUACCCCGCACCUGUCCCCCCACUGACUACGGGAGGGGCCCCUCCUCACUCCCCUUCAUCGCUGUGCCAGCUGGAGGGGGGGCCUUCCAAGAUCCAGGCACUGCACGCACAGUACUGUCACGCGGCCACCGUGCAGCCCCCGCCACCUUACUACCAUCACCAUCGCUACCACGUCCAAACUGUCCCCCCUCCUCUGCAAGGUGUGGCCCCUCAUACUAUACAAAGAGGCCCACUACCCUGUCGCCCACCGCUUGGCACACCGCUCACCCAGCACCCGCAGCUGGCCCAUCUCUCCCAGCUCUCCCAGCAUGGGCUGCCGGGUCGCUACGCCAACAUGGUGGUGGGGUGUCCCCCCCCCCUUUCUCCUCUCUCCCAACAUUCCCCGAACCCCCAGUUUGCCCUCUACCAUGUGCAGCCCACACACUCUAUCAGAGGGGGCGGCGUCCCUGGUACCAAACUUCCCCUCACCCUGUCUCACUCCCACCCGCACCCCCACGCACACUCCCAAACCCACCCCGGACACGUGCACACCCCCCACCCGGGCAGCCACUCCACCCACCAAACACACUUCAUAUUCGGCACGCUGCCCCACAACCUGCCGUCCGCCUCCGUCAAUGCGCAUCACGCAGCGCCCGUCGGCCCGUAUCUGCCCCAGUACCCACCUCUCUCUUCUAUCCCCCCUCCCCCACCGCAUUCCCCUUUACCCCCCCCUUCGUCCCCCCUUACCCCUCUUACACCUCUCUCCCCUCUCCCCCCCCAGCACCCCGGGCAGCCUCAGCAGGGGCCGCAGGUGACGGGGGCUGGAGCGACAGGUACAGGGGGCAGCUCCAAAUCCAAGCCUAUCAACCGGAUAAGUACCGUGGUGUGAGCAGGAUGUGGGGUCGCAGGGGUCAGAGGUCAGACGACAGAGUGGAGGAGGUGGGCAGAGCGAGGGCGAGGAGCAAGUCCGCCAGGACGGAGAGUAACAGCAGCAGCGGCAGUGACAAGAAGAAACGCAGUUUGCUUCGUCUCUGUUACUUUCACCUCCGUUUCCCACACAUGUAGGUGGAGAUACAGUUAAACAUCAUGUGCACACACAUACACACUCACACACUCACACACACACACACACACACACACACACACACUCACACACAAUGUCAAAAAAGUCUAUAGCCAUAUAAUCGAAGAUGGAACUACAGUACAUCUAUAUCUGGGUAUGUUGCCUCAGUUUUUAAAUCAAUAUCUAGUUGAGCCUGUCUGAGACUAUUUACAUGUACAGUAUCGAGAUGUGAUGAUGUGACAUAUGAAUCCAGCUGCUUUACACGGGGAUGUACAUAAAGACUGAACCACCAGAUGCAUUCCAGUGGAGUUUGGCAUUAAAAACAGAGAGAGAGAGAGAGAGUUGCAAAAAAAAAAUGUUCCUUGACUUUGCAAUAAUUUCCUUGGCUUCACGAUGUCUCUGUCCACUUUUGCAGGUUCUGCUUUUGUUGACAAGCUUUUUCUAAAAAAAACCUCAGACACGUUGCUUUGUCUUAAACUUUAGAACCAGCGCACGGUUUCCUGACAGUCUUUUGCUUAACGGUCUUUUACGUGUCGACAGGAGCCGCCGGCCUGUAGAAUGCGUUCCUCCUCCGGGGGGAUUACUGGUACAAUCAACAAUAUAUUUUGAAUGUUUCUGAAGCUUCUUGCUGUUUUAUUGAUAUUCUACCUGCUAUGAGUGAUGAAUAUUGUCCAAUAACUGUUUUGAUCAGUGAUAAAUUAUAUCAGCAGAUGUUUGUACAUGGUCAUAGAGAGUAUAUGCACAUAUGGAUCCUUCAGUUUGACCAGAGGGAGUUCUGAUAUGUGUGAUUUAUUUCCAUCGUACCAUGGUUUCCAUUGAGUUCAUCUUUUCUUAUAAUUAGUAUUAUAGAUUGAUAAUUAAUUUGACCUUUGUUUUCUGUCGUUUGAUGUGAGGGAACGGGAGCAGAAGUCUCUAAAAGGGUGGUCACCAAAACUUGAAAUUACAGAAUGGAUCUGAGUUCAUGUUUUUGUUUUAAUAUUUCAUUUUUAUGAGGCUCCCCGACAAGAAAAAAAAACCUGACUGUGCUGAUGCUCUUCCUCUGCUCACUCGUCAGAUUUAGUCAUUGUGUUUUUUUCUCCAUGUUUUGAAGACGCACGCUUUGACAUGAGGUUUUGUGGUUUUGCACACGUGAUGUCUUAAGUCAGAAAUGGCCUUCUUCUUCUAGUCCUCCCUCUUCUGCCACUUUUAGAAAUCUCUGAUUAUAUUUUCCGAUGCCUUGGCAUCCAGCUGAGGCCUCCUCAUGUAAAAAAAUAAGAAAAAAAGUCAAGAAUGUAACAUAGCCUGCAGGUAUCUUCUGUGUUUCCUUUUCUUUUUCCGUGGGCUUUGUAUAAGUGUCGUCCCUUUUUGCUACUGCUGUUGUUGAAGUUGAGCACUGGUGUGGUUUUUCCUCUAGUGCCAUUAAUGAAUUACCCAGAGAAAACUACAAGUGCUCUGAUUCAGGAGAGAAGGAAUCUGUGUGGAACAAGCUCCUGCAGGAAAUGAAGAAUCCUCAAGACAAAGUAUUUUACAGAGAUUUGGAGAGAGUCACGAUUGUCAAAUGAAUAUUUCAUAGGUCUGUGUUGGCUUGGCCUUUUCUUUUUCUUGUGUCCCUUUUGACUCUUCUUGCAUGGAUAUAUCUGCACUUAUUGAAUAGAUUGUACUGUAUAAACAUGAAUGUACAUAUACUACUAUACAUAGGCUUCUUAUCAUAACUAUGGGAUGAUCUGCUCCCUGUCUGUAUUCAGGUGCGUGCAUGUGAGUGCCACUACGUGUGUACAUACAACAGAGGGACGGGCCCAAAACUUAUUUUUCCUUUCUUAUGAUUUCAGACUGAAGGUGAGAGAAUGAGUUACCAUGAUAUAAAUUAUUAAAGCCUAUCUAAAAAAAGAUUAUAUGUCAGUGCACUUAUUGAUAUUAUUUUGAAGAAAUGAUUUCAAUUUUUUCCUUUGUGUUUGUAUUUUGUGUACUGAACGAGUAGAGAAUUGAGAUGUGAAUAUUUAUUGCUUCUGAUAAAUUAAAGUGUCCUUGCAGUGAA